AUGAAUAACGCAUUAUUUCGUGUACCUGCUAAACAAUAUGUGAUGUUAAAAAACUUGAAAAGCGUCACUAGUCGUUGCAUGGCGUCGAAAGUGGAUGAUGUUGUGACCCACACAGGCCAAAAAUGGGAUUCUGAUGACUACAGAAUGGUCCGCUUCAUGAAUUCUCCUAAGCAGGUCAAUAAAAACUGGGCCGUAAAGUUGAUAGCUCAGGUGCCACCGAAACAAGUUACAGCAAGAGUUGUCUGGUGUGAUGGAGGCAGUGGAGCUGAAGGACAUCCACGUGUUUAUAUUAAUUUGGAUAAACCUGGAAAUCACUCCUGUGGGUACUGCGGUCUGCGUUUUGUUAAAGUUGAUCACUAA
Molecule: messenger RNA, 360 nt
Organism: Arctia plantaginis
Lineage: Eukaryota; Metazoa; Arthropoda; Insecta; Lepidoptera; Erebidae
Source: the annotation of a GenBank genome assembly